Molecule: messenger RNA, 7040 nt
Organism: Cajanus cajan (pigeon pea)
Lineage: Eukaryota; Viridiplantae; Streptophyta; Magnoliopsida; Fabales; Fabaceae
Product: chromatin remodeling ATPase BRAHMA
Biological process (GO): regulation of DNA-templated transcription
Cellular component (GO): nucleus
Molecular function (GO): ATP binding; protein binding
Source: RefSeq, a predicted model, not a curated record
AGAAAAAGAGAGACAAAGAGAAAGCUUCGUCACCAACCUGAGGAAAAACGAAACAGAAAAAGAAAUUAACACAAACACCAUUUUUAUUUUUAUAAAAAUGGAAAAGAAUAACGAGGGUUGAAAAAAAAAAAUAUUUUCCCUUAGGGUUUGACUGGGAAUUGCGACAUCUGGUGUGGCCCAAAUAGUGGAAUCACCGAUUCCGUCAAGUUCGGUUCUCUGCAGGGAAAGAUCUGUCCCCAAUUGCCCGAAAGUUGCGGAUUCUGGAGAGAGAAAGUGGGUGUCAGUAGCUGCAGCUAGAGAGAGAAAAUUGUAUUUUUUUUGAACGUUGGGAUCGGAGGGAAAAAAUGGGGUUUUAUUGAAAUUUGGAGGGAUUUUGAGGUGGUGAAUUCUGGGGUGGUUGCAUGCAAUCUGGGGGCGGUGCCGGUGGUGGACCGGGCCGGAAUCCGGCGGGUCGGGCGGCGUCAACGUCAUCAGCGGCUGCUUCGCCGUCGUCUUCGUCAUCGGCGGCAUCACACUUGGGAUUGGAGUCAUUGCAGCAGCAACAGCAGCAGAUAGGUUCUAGGCAGUCAUUUCAACAGCAACUGCUUAGAAAACCUGAAGGGAGUGAAGCAUUUUUGGCAUAUCAAGCAGGUCUUCAAGGAGUAUUUGGGAGUAACAAUUUCUCAUCUAGUUCCAUGCAUCUGCCUCAGCAAUCUCGAAAAUUUGUUGACUUGGCUCAGCAUGGCUCCAACCAGGGUCAAGGCAUUGAGCAGCAAAUGCUAAAUCCUGCACAAGCAGCAUACUUUCAAUAUGCACUGCAGGCUUCACAACAAAAGUCUGCUCUGACAAUGCAGUCACAGCAGCAACCUAAAAUGGGAAUGUUGGGCCCUUCAUCCGCAAAGGAUCAGGAAAUGCGAACAGGAAAUUUGAAAAUGCAAGACCUUAUGUCCAUGCAGGCAGUGAAUCAAGCCCAAGCAUCGUCAUCAUCUAGAAAUUCAUCUGAACAUUUUCCCCAUGGGGAAAAAAGGAUAGAGCAAGGGCAGCAGCUAGCACCUGAUCAGAAGAGUGAAGGAAAGCCUUCAAGCCAGGGACCAUCUGUGGGAAACUUAAUACCUGGAAAUAUUACAAGACCUGUGCAAGCUCUGGCAACUCAACAAAGCAUCCCAAAUUCUAUGAGCAACCAGAUUGCCAUGUCUGCUCAAUUGCGGGCUAUGCAAGCAUGGGCACAUGAACGAAAUAUUGAUCUAUCACAUCCUGCAAAUGCUAACUUAAUGGCUCAGCUCAUUCCGCUGAUGCAGUCAAGGAUGGCUCAACAACCAAAGGCAAAUGAUACCAACUUAGGUGCACAGUCAUCAUCUGUCCCUGUUUCAAGCCAGCAGGUUUCUUCUCCAGCAGUUGCAAGUGAGGGUUCAGCACAUGCUAAUUCAUCUAGUGAUGUGUCUGCACAGUCAGGUUCUGGAAAAGCCAGGCAGACGGCUCCACCCAGCCAUUUGAGCCCAUCAUUCACUGCUGCUAUAGCUGGUAGCUCUAGUGACAUGGCAGUUCAGCAAUUCAGUCUUCAUGGCAGAGACACUCAAGGGUCUUUGAAGCAUUCUGGUAUAAAUGGAAAUGGAAUGCCUUCUCUGCAUCCACAUCAGUCCUCUGCAAACAUGAACUUAGGUGCAGAUUAUCCUCUGAAUGCAAGAGCUUCAUCAUCUGGUCCAGAACCUGGGAAAAUGCAGUACAUGAAGCAAUUAAACCAAUCUACUUCUCAGGCUGGAGGUCUGACAAUUGAAGGUGGUUCAGGAAAUUACACCAAAACUCAAGGGGGACCUUCUCAGAUGCCUCAACAACAUAGUGCUUUUACCAAACCACAGCUUCAUGUUCUUAAGGCACAAAUACUAGCAUUUAGGCGUCUGAAGAAAGGAGAAGGUACGCUCCCGCAAGAACUUCUUCGGGCCAUCAUUCCACCGCCUCUUGAUUCGCAAGUGCAGCAGUCAGCUCAUUCUGCAGGAGCACAAAAUCAAGAGAAAUCUGCUGGAAAUAUUGUGAAUAAGUCCAAUUCCAAGGAUCCACAACCUAUCCCAUCGAUUAAUGGUAAGAGCUCUUCAAAGCUGGAAGCCUUAGUCAGAGAUGAGAAAUCCACUGUGACAGCAGUUCAUAUGCAACUCACACCUCCUGUGACAAAGGAAUCUGCUGGAAAGGAAGAGCAGCAGUCUGUCAUAUGCUCUGCUAGGUCGGAUCGGGAAAGUGAACAUGGAAUUAGCAGAACUUCUGUUAGAAAUGAGUUAGUAUUAGAUAAGGGAAAAGCUGUUGCUGCUCCCCAGGCUUCUGUAACUGAGGCCAUGCAACUUAAUAAACCUGCACAGGCAAGUGCUGUUGCUGGGCCAAAGGAUCUGGGAUCCACAAGAAAAUAUCAUGGACCACUAUUUGAUUUUCCUUUCUUCACUAGGAAACAUGAUUCCCUUGGGUCAUCAAUGAUGGCAAGCAACAGUAUGUCGUUGGCAUAUGAUGUGAAAGAGCUUCUGUUUGAGGAAGGUGUGGAGGUUUUUAGCAAGAGAAGAACAGAGAAUUUAAAGAAGAUUGAAGGUUUACUGGCAGUAAACUUAGAGAGGAAAAGAAUUAGGCCAGAUCUUGUGUUGAGGUUGCAAAUUGAAGAGAAAAAGCUUCGCCUUUUAGAUCUUCAGGCACGUUUAAGGGAUGAGAUUGAUCAACAGCAACAAGAGAUAAUGGCAAUGCCAGAUAGGCCAUAUCGCAAGUUUGUUAGGCUGUGUGAACGUCAGCGAAUGGAACUUACUAGACAAGUGCAGGCAUCUCAGAGAGCUUUAAGGGAAAAACAGCUCAAAUCCAUUUUCCAAUGGCGCAAGAAGCUUCUUGAAACACAUUGGACCAUUCGUGAUGCCCGUACUGCUCGCAAUAGGGGCGUGGCCAAAUAUCAUGAAAGGAUGUUGAGAGAGUUCUCAAAGCGUAAGGAUGAUGACAGAAAUAAAAGGAUGGAAGCCUUAAAAAACAAUGAUGUUGACAGAUACAGGGAGAUGUUGCUGGAGCAGCAGACUAGUAUGCCAGGUGAUGCUGCGGAGAGAUAUGCUGUUCUUUCAACUUUCUUAACUCAGACUGAAGAGUAUCUUCAUAAAUUAGGAAGUAAGAUAACUGCUGCUAAGAAUCAACAGGAAGUGGAGGAGGCAGCAAAAGCUGCUGCAGCUGCUGCUCGAUUGCAGGGUCUUUCUGAAGAAGAAGUCAGAGCAGCAGCAGCCUGUGCUGGAGAGGAAGUGAUGAUUAGAAAUCGUUUUAUGGAGAUGAAUGCUCCUAGAGAUAGUUCAUCAGUGAGCAAGUAUUACAGCCUUGCUCAUGCUGUGAGUGAGAAGGUUUUAAGUCAACCAUCAAUGUUACGAGCUGGAACACUAAGAGACUAUCAGCUUGUUGGUUUGCAAUGGAUGCUUUCUUUGUAUAACAACAAAUUAAAUGGAAUUUUGGCGGAUGAGAUGGGUCUUGGCAAAACUGUACAGGUUAUGGCUUUAAUUGCGUACUUGAUGGAGUUUAAAGGAAACUAUGGCCCUCAUCUUAUAAUAGUCCCAAAUGCUGUUAUGGUUAACUGGAAGAGUGAGUUGUAUACUUGGUUACCAUCCGUAUCAUGCAUUUUUUAUGCUGGAGGGAAGGAUUACCGGUCAAAAUUAUAUUCUCAAGAGAUUCUGGCUAUGAAAUUUAAUGUCCUUGUGACUACUUAUGAGUUCAUCAUGUAUGAUCGUGCAAGGCUUUCAAAAAUUGAUUGGAAGUAUAUCAUAAUUGAUGAAGCACAGAGAAUGAAGGAUAGAGAUUCAGUUCUAGCUCGUGAUCUUGAUAGAUAUCGUUGUCAAAGACGCCUGCUUCUAACAGGAACACCUUUACAGAAUGAUUUGAAGGAACUUUGGUCGCUUUUAAAUUUACUUCUUCCUGAGGUUUUUGACAAUAAGAAAGCCUUUAAUGAUUGGUUCUCAAAGCCAUUUCAAAAGGAAGGCCCCACUCAAAAUACAGAGGAUGAUUGGCUUGAGACUGAGAAAAAAGUUAUCAUUAUCCAUCGGCUUCAUCAGAUUCUUGAGCCUUUCAUGCUCAGGCGACGCGUUGAAGAUGUUGAGGGUUCACUACCACCGAAGGUUUCUGUAGUUUUACGUUGUAAGAUGUCAGCUGUCCAGAGUGCCAUCUAUGACUGGGUCAAAUCAACUGGUACCCUGCGUCUUGAUCCCGAGGGUGAGAAUGGUAAGAUUCAAAAGAAUCCUCUAUACCAGGCAAAAGAGUAUAAGACUUUAAAUAACAGAUGUAUGGAGCUACGUAAAACUUGCAAUCAUCCAUGUCUUAAUUACCCAUUUCUUGAGGAAUUAUCUACGAGUUUAAUUGUAAAAUCUUGUGGGAAAUUGUGGAUCCUGGAUAGAAUCCUCAUAAAGCUUCAAAGAACUGGUCAUCGAGUUUUGCUGUUUAGUACCAUGACAAAGCUCCUAGACAUCUUGGAAGAUUAUCUGAAUAGGCGAAGACUUGUGUACAGAAGAAUUGAUGGGACAACUAACUUGGAAGAUCGUGAAUCAGCUAUAAUGGACUUUAAUAGCCCUGAUUCAGACUGUUUCAUCUUCUUGCUUAGUAUUCGAGCUGCUGGGAGAGGCCUUAACCUCCAGUCUGCUGACACAGUUGUCAUUUAUGAUCCUGACCCAAACCCUAAAAAUGAGGAACAGGCUGUGGCCAGAGCUCAUCGGAUUGGGCAGAAAAGAGAAGUCAGAGUUAUCUACAUGGAAGCUGUUGUUGACAAAAUCUCUAGCCAUCAUAAGGAGGAUGAACUGAGAAGUGGAGGAACUGUGGAUAUGGAGGAUGAACUUGUGGGUAAGGAUCGCUAUAUAGGAUCCGUUGAGAGCCUCAUAAGGAACAAUAUUCAACAAUAUAAGAUAGAUAUGGCUGAUGAGGUUAUUAAUGCUGGGCGUUUUGAUCAAAGAACAACACAUGAAGAGAGACGUUUGACUUUAGAGACAUUAUUACAUGAUGAAGAAAGGUAUCAAGAAAUGGUCCAUGAUGUUCCUUCUCUUCAGGAGGUAAAUCGCAUGAUUGCUAGGAGUGAAGAGGAACUCGAAUUGUUUGAUCAAAUGGAUGAAGAACUGGAUUGGCCUGGGGAGAUGAUGCAACAUGAUGAGGUGCCUGAGUGGCUUCGAGCUAAUACACUAGAAGUGAAUGCUGCUAUUGCUGCUUUAUCUAAAAGACCAUCAAAGAACACUUUAUUGGGUGGUAGUAUUGGCAUGGAAUCCAGUGAGGUGGGUUCUGAAAGGAGAAGGGGACGGCCCAAGGGAAAAAAGCAUCCUAAUUAUAAAGAGUUGGAAGAUGAAAAUGGAGAAUAUUCUGAAGCAAGCUCUGAAGACAGAAAUGAAUAUUCUGCACAAGAAGAAGGGGAAAAUGGUGAGUUUGAAGAAGACGGGUAUAGUGGGGCUGAUGGAAAUCAAUUGGAAGAAGAUGGUCUAACUUUAGAUGCUGGAUACGAAAUUCCUCGUUCUUCAGAAAGUGCUAGAAAUAAUAAUGUGGUUGAAGAAGCUGGUUCCUCAGGAUCAUCCUCUGAGAGUCAAAGAUUGACACAGACUGUGUCUCCAUCAGUUUCUUCCCAGAAAUUUGGUUCCCUCUCUGCACUGGAUGCCCGACCAAGCUCCAUUUCAAAAAUUAUGGGGGAUGAGUUGGAGGAAGGGGAAAUUGCAGUAUCUGGCGAUUCUCACAUGGAUCAUCAACAGUCGGGAAGUUGGAUUCAUGAUCGUGAUGAGGGUGAAGAUGAACAAGUUUUGCAGAAACCCAAGAUUAAGCGUAAACGUAGCCUUCGUGUUCGUCCCCGACAUGCCAUGGAAAGGCCCGAGGACAAGUCUGGCAGCGAGAUGGUAUCUCUUCAACGUGGAGAAUCAUCUCUUUUGGCAGAUUAUAAAUAUCAAAUGCAAACGAGGAUUGAUCCGGAAUCAAAAUCAUUUGGAGACUCCAAUGCCAGCAAGCAUGAUAAGAAUGAAUCAUCAUUAAAAAAUAAGCAAAAGCUACCUUCAAGGAAAGUAGCUAAUACAUCCAAAUUACAUGGAUCACCCAAGUCUAAUCGAUUGAAUUGCACAUCUGCUCCUUCAGAGGAUGGUGGUGAACACCCUAGAGAAAGCUGGGAGGGGAAGUCUAUCAAUCCAAAUGGAUCUUCAGCUCAUGGGAGUAAGAUGACUGAAAUCAUCCAGAGAGGGUGCAAAAAUGUAAUUAGCAAGCUCCAAAGGAGAAUUGACAAGGAAGGCCAUCAAAUAGUACCUUUGCUAACUGAUUUGUGGAAGAGGAUUGAGAAUUCUGGGCAUGCAGGAGGAUCUGGUCACAAUCUGUUGGAUUUACGGAAGAUUGACCAGCGGAUUGAUAGAAUGGAUUAUAACGGAGUAAUGGAGCUUGUAUUUGAUGUGCAGUUCAUGUUGAGGGGUGCAAUAAAUUUCUAUGGAUACUCAUAUGAGGUAAGAACUGAAGCAAGGAAGGUUCAUGAUCUCUUUUUUGAUAUCUUGAAAAUUGCAUUUCCAGAUACAGACUUCGUAGAAGCAAGAAGUGCACUUUCUUUCUCUAGCCAAAUUCCUGCCAACACCGUAGCAUCUCCAAGGCAAGUGACAGUUGGCCCAAGUAAAAGGCACAGAUUGACCAACAAUGAUGUGGAAACUGAUCCUAGCCCUUCACCAAAGCCACCACAAAACGGUGAAAAUGUCAGGUCCAAAGGCCAUCUGCCACAUAAGGACUCAAGAACCGGAAGUGGCAGCGGUUGUGGUGGUGGUGCGCGUGAGCAACCUCAGCAGGAUAGCCUUGCUCAUCCAGGUGCAUUGGUUGUGUGCAAGAAAAAGAGAAAUGAAAGGGAAAAAUCAUUGGGGAAGGCUAGGACUGGUGGAUCAGCAGGUCCUGUCUCUCCAUCAAGUGCUAUGAGAAGUCCAGGGUCAGGCUCAACCCCGAAGGAUGCUAGAUUGGCUCAACAGGGAUGGGGUAGCCAGCCAUCUCAGCACUCAAAUGGGUCUGGUGGGUCAGUUGGUUGGGCAAAGCCAGUAAAGCGUUUAAGGACAGAUUCUGGUAAGAGGAGACCAAGCCAUAUGUAG